CUGAAGAAUUCAAACAAGAGAGAAAUAUGGCUGACAGUAAUGUCAUAGAAGAAGGUCCUGUAAGAUUUCGAGAUGGAAAGAAGUGGAAACAGAGGUGGUGCGUUUUGAAGAAGCUUUCUCCGGUCGCAGAUCGUUUACACAUUUCCCUGUACAAAGACAGCAACGACAGAUACAAAAGUGGUCAGGAAAAAGCCACCCACUCACUAGAGGACUUUUUAGGAACAGAGACAGGACUCUGCAUAGAGCGUGAGCAACAUACCAUGUCUGUGAUAUGCCAAAGCCAAGUAUUGACUUUUGCCUUUAAUAAUGAAGAAACUGUGAUUCAGUGGGAGAACAAAAUAAAAACACACCUUGGACAAGGUAAAAAUUUCCUAACACAACUGGUGAAAGCUCCUCCUGGCAGCAAGCUGUCUAUAGGUUGUCCAUACACUAUACACAUCCAGGGACAGAAACUGUGUGUCACCAGUGGUAGCCCACCUAAACUGUACCAGACCUGGCAGCUUAGUGAUAUCAGACGGUUUGGAACUGUGGAAGACAAAUUUGUGUUUGAAGGGGGCUCACGAUGUGGAAAGGGUGCUGGCAUCCAUGCCUUCUCUUCAGACUCUGCCUCUGAGAUCACACAGAUUCUUAAUGCAGCUUCAUAUGGACAGUUACAAGCAGCUAAGAGAAAGACCACAUUACUAAGAUCUCGAUUGAGUCUUCCAGCAAUGUUCCAAGCUUAUAGGUCAUCCAAUACUCAGGCCACAAGUCCACAUGCCAAAAACUUCGAAAACACUCAAGUGAAUGCCGAUCUCAAUUUUCGAUCUCACCACCAGCUUCACAGUCGCCAGUUAUCUCUUCAUCAGAUUGAUGAAAAACAGUGUCUAGUCAGUAUUGAAAAUUUAGGCCGUAGAGGACAGGGGAGACAGACUGCAGACAAUGCAGGCUUUGAUAGUGACCAGGAGCAGAGUCACGGUGGCAGAACUUUGCAGCGUACCCUGUCCAGCACCUUGCCAAGAUCGCAAAGGUUGGCAGGUCGACAGUCCAGCUCUCCUGAUGGUCAGUUUGAUCAAAGUUACUUGAAUGUAGACUUGUUCGGUGCUGGCCCCACUAAGAAUUGUUGGGGUGCCACUGGUGGUGCAACUUCAGAUAUGAGUACUAGAAGGACAGGAAACAACAAAACUUCCAUACAUCUCCUGGAUGAUAUAUUUACAAACCUACCUCACCCUAAAGUGCCAAUGUCAAAAUCAAAUGAAGAUCCUGUGUUUGCAACAGUUCAGUUUUCUAAUUUCAUGCCAUCAUCA
Messenger RNA from Lingula anatina, 1283 nucleotides. RefSeq lists its product as uncharacterized. The record is from RefSeq and is a predicted model, not a curated record. Gene Ontology annotation, molecular function: protein kinase binding. Lineage: Eukaryota; Metazoa; Brachiopoda; Lingulata; Lingulida; Lingulidae. Gene Ontology annotation, biological process: positive regulation of protein tyrosine kinase activity; neuromuscular junction development.